Messenger RNA from Pseudogymnoascus verrucosus, 1256 nucleotides. RefSeq lists its product as uncharacterized. The transcript has a single exon. NCBI's taxonomy places the organism in Eukaryota, Fungi, Ascomycota, Leotiomycetes, Thelebolales, Thelebolaceae. The coding region runs from base 371 to 1195 and encodes 274 amino acids. The record is from RefSeq and is a predicted model, not a curated record.
CCUGUUACGUUUUGUUUCGGUAUUGUUGUUGCUGUACCGGUUCAGCUAGAGUCUAUCGCUGUGUACACCUAAUUCACUUGCAUACACCCCAUUAUAUCUUUGUAGUAUGGUUUUGCUACUAUAACAACUAAUUCACCAUCGCGGUAGUUGAGCUUCAUGUCAUAUCAUCCAUUAGGUCGUCGCGCUCCUCCGAUCUCCCCGAACAUGUCUUAGUCUAAUCAAACUUAAUUUCCAUUGUCUUUUGCUAUAAAGUCACAGCUCGUUCUUGAGGAGUACUAAAUCAUAAUUCCAUCCUUUCACAGCAUCCUUUCGCAGCAAUCCAUCAACCCAUUUCCAAAGCACAUCAUCAAUCUUCGACACAGCUACAACAAUGCCAGACUUGCACGUUAAUGGCGCAAAAUUAUACUAUGAGACCUUUGGCAGUGGGCCUCUUCUGCUCCUGAUUCCAGGUGCGGAUGGUCGGGGAGCAGUAUUCCACGACACUGCUAAAUAUCUUUCGAUACACUUCACAGUUGCCUGUUGGGACCGGCGGGGAUUUUCCCAAAGUCUCCUUAUCGGUGCACAAGACUUCGCUGAUCGUCUGUCAGUUGAUGCCGAUGAUGCAUGCGCCCUAAUCCAGCACUUGUCCGACCAGCCUGCCUUUGUCUUUGGCACGUCAUCAGGAGCCAUUGUGGCCAUGCAAUUGCUCAUUCGCCACCCAGAGUGUGUGCGCGCUCUUGUUGCACACGAGCCACCAGCCUUUGCAUUGCUACCUGAGGAAUAUCGAGCAAAAGCUGCUGGGCUUGUUGAGCACAUUUACAGCCUGUAUCGCGCCAAAGGUGUUCAAGCUGCCAUGGAAGUUUUCUCGGGUGGACUUUCAGCGGGCGAGGAUGGCGUAAGGAUGCGCUAUUGCAUGGAUACCACGCGUGGGGACGAAAUCCGGGCCAACUCGAUGUACUGGUUUGAGUUUGAGCUGAGGCAAUACACAAGCGCGGCAUUGGAUGUGGAGGUUAUUGUCGCAGAGAAGGAGAAGUAUAUCCCGGCUGCAGGAGCUACUUCCGGAGACGGACCGGGAGUUGGACCUAUUGCACUGCUGGCUGGCAAGGUUGGAAAGGAGGUUGUAAGACUUCCUGGGGGUCACAUUUCGUAUAUGGUGGAGCCAGAGAUCUUCGCUGAUGCAUUAUGGGUUUUGUUUGAGAAGGUGAUCAAGAGCUAGAGAACUAAAAGCAUCUUUUCUCUAAUAACUUCUACCGUCUUAUGAUCACUCUCAUACCCAG